Molecule: messenger RNA, 2240 nt
Organism: Cercocebus atys (sooty mangabey)
Lineage: Eukaryota; Metazoa; Chordata; Mammalia; Primates; Cercopithecidae
Gene: TRAPPC2L
Product: trafficking protein particle complex 2-like
Exons: 5
Coding region: 65-487 (140 amino acids)
Biological process (GO): endoplasmic reticulum to Golgi vesicle-mediated transport
Cellular component (GO): nucleus; cytoplasm; TRAPP complex
Source: RefSeq, a predicted model, not a curated record
GCUUGCGGGGCUGCGUGACCGGCGGCGGAUCACGUGAUGCGACGCCAGCGCCGGGCCUCCCAAGAUGGCGGUGUGCAUCGCGGUGAUCGCCAAGGAGAAUUACCCCCUCUACAUUCGCAGCACCCCCACGGAGAACGAGCUGAAGUUCCACUACAUGGUGCACACAUCUCUGGACGUGGUGGAUGAGAAGAUCUCUGCAAUGGGGAAGGCCCUGGUCGACCAGAGGGAGCUGUACCUGGGCCUGCUCUACCCCACGGAGGACUACAAGGUGUACGGCUACGUCACCAAUUCCAAGGUGAAGUUUGUCAUGGUGGUGGAUUCCUCCAACACAGCCCUUCGAGACAACGAAAUUCGCAGCAUGUUCCGGAAGCUACACAACUCCUACACAGACGUGAUGUGCAACCCCUUCUACAACCCGGGGGACCGCAUCCAGUCCAGCAGGGCCUUUGAUAACAUGGUGACGUCCAUGAUGAUACAGGUGUGCUGAAUGAGCUGUGCUGCCGGCCAUCGCAGAGGAUCCCACGCGUGACCGUGGUGGCCGUCAGUCUGUUCUCGUCGCCUCUUCCUGAGUGGGACGCCCGGGGCUUUCAGGGCAGGCAGCUGUGCAUGUUCUCAACUAAAGGUCUUGUGAGAUGAGAUUUGGCUUUUUCCUUCCGUGUCAGCCAAGGAAGGUUAACUAAGUUAACCUUCUUAGUUAACUAGUUAACUAAGAAGAAUUCAACUAAGGACUUUCAGGGGUGUGGGCAGAGGUUUGGGAUUAGAUGGUGCAGGAAGCCUGUCCCCAGUUGUCCCGAACGGGCAGAGGCAGGGGCGCCUAGAGCCAAGAGUUCCUGAGCCUACAGGACCUGUGACCAUGUGGGUCGCCCAUUGGCUGAACAGGUGGACUGGUCUGGAGGGGGCGGCCUCCUGAGCCCAGAGCCAGCCUAGGAUCUAGGGGCAAAAGGGGAGCCAGCGUGCCUUCCCACAGGGGAGGGCCCUCCUCUUUCUGGACUUGGCCUCCAUUCUUUGCAUCUGGCCCAACGACUAGACUCAGCCUGGCCUGAAAAGAACGCUUGUGAAACCUGGGAAGCCUCGUGGCCCCGUGGCGUUGGCUCAGCUGCAGCCGUCAUCCUAAGCCCUGGAGCGCAGACUUGAGGCGCCCCUUCCUGCCUGUUUGUGCUGAGGGGGUUCGGUGCCGUGUCGCUUGAUGACAUGACUGACUACCACCCAGGGCAGCGGCCAAGCCGCUGUGUCAGUGCCGCCGGCAACCUUGGGGUCCAGCAGUCGAGGCUCAGCCAGCUGAGGAGACCCCCCCGCAGAGCUGGUUCCAGCACUGGUCCAGGACUGGAGCGUUUCUCAAGGACCUUGAAGACCCCAGGAGCCCCUGCAGCAGGAAAGGCUGUAAGGGGGUCAGCCUGGGGCAGACACAGGGAGGGGAACUUUCUCGAUACAUAUUUGCCUUUUCAUCCCAUCCAGCAAGCACAGUGUUAAUUUUAUAAAUUAUAGAAGAAGAAAUCAGCAAGGAGUGUGUGUGAAAACCGCACGUCCCAGGCUUCCCUCGCCCAGGGUGAAUUGGAAGUCCUGGUGUGGGCCGAGGCACACCGGGCAGCUGGUCUGAGUGCAUGUGGGCCACAGGCCACCCUCACACGGUUAAAUCUUUAACAAGAGCCUCAUGUUUGUUAGAAAGUGGGACCCCAGCCCAAGCACCUAGCACCUCCCCACUGCAGCCCAGUGUGAAAUCUUUGCCUUUUAGUGGGAAUCGCUCCUGCCUGAGUCCUGGCUGUGGUGGGGACUCUGCAAGUUGCUAACCCAGCAUCCAUUCUCCUUCCUCCCUACUAACAGAACUCUGGUGCCUCUGCACAGCUCUGACAGUGGGCAGAUGAGAACCAUGUCCUGGCCUCCCUCGCAGCCUGGGGUAUGCAGCUGUGGCAUGGAGGUGGUGGUGCUAGGACAGACUUGCAGGGAAGCUCCUGUGAAGGGGGCUCAGCUGCCACGUGCAGGGCCCUUCCCCUUUGCCUUCUUCCUGCCUGGAACAUGGAUGUGAUGGCUGGUGCUGGGACAGCUGUCCUGAGAGCAUGAGGAAAGAGUCACACCCUGAGGACAGUGGAGCUGAUGCACAACGCAGGAGGGAGGACCCUGUGCCUUUGCUGACACAGAACGCUUGAAGGACCCUAGGCCUUUGCUGACGUACCAGCCCCGGACUGCUUAAGUUCAGCUUUUUUUAAAUGUGAGAAAAUAAACGCACCCCUCUCUGGUUUAAA